AUGAGCGAGCAUGUACCACUACGCGGAUCCUGCCAGUGUGGCCGAAACCAAUACCUGAUUCGUCUGCCUGAGAAUGUCUCCGACCAUGCGCACGUCUACUUUGACUCGAGCCAAGACAAUCGGAGAUUUCAUGGCUCACCGCUAACGGCAUGGCUUCGCGUUCCGUUGUCUUGGUACCAAUCUCACACGCAAUCCUACUUCCCCGACGAGACACAUGCAAGUAUCCGGCGCAUCUUCUCCCCGUACCAUGCGCCACAUACCCAGCGUGUCUUCUGCGGAUUCUGCGGCACUCCGCUCACGUACUGGAGCGAGGUGCCCCGGGAUGAGGCGGACUACAUGAGUGUCUCGCUGGGAAGUCUUUUCGGCGAGCAUCAGCGGAAGCUGGAGGAUCUGGACCUCCUUCCUCCGGCUGUGCCUUCCUCUGAUGAAGAGGAGGAGGAGGAUGAUGAUGAAGUCGAGGAAGUGCCGAGAGUUGCUGGGGCAGAGGUCGAGGUUGCAGGAAAGGAGGAUGAGGAGGAGCAAGAAACAUAUGCGGAGCAUGAAUCGGAACAGGAAGCGAAGGUGGUUGCUAUUCCGGCUACAGCGUCGGGUGACCAGCCUACGUCGUCUCGCGUAGUGAUUCCCGCUCUUGCAGAUGGUGGUGGGUCAGGUCUCUCCCGAAGCUACAGGCAAGGCACCUUGGGUGGAAUUCCGUGGUUUGAGGAGAUGAUUGAAGGCAGUCAGUUAGGUCGCUUGAUGAAGAUGAGACGCGGUGUCGGGGUUAGCGAUGACCACUCGACGACGGUGGAGUGGGAGAUUAGCGAGUGGUCAAGCGAUGCGCCAGGAGCGCAUAGGCAAGCAGGCGUUGGUUUGCCCAUUCAGGCCGGCAAGAGAAAACGUGGCGUAUAGAUUAUGAUUUAAGCGGACAAUUCUGUUGGUCUGUAUGAUGGGUGUUGGAAAUGCAUAGUAGGUUCAGUUUGUGGUUAGUUAGCUUGUGAAGGUAAUUGAGUUCUAGUUUAUGUAAGAGCCAGAACAUAAUUAGAGUAGAAAACUGGAGCGGAAGUCAAUGUUGAUAUUACCUGCUGGCAAACUUCUGC
Molecule: messenger RNA, 1076 nt
Organism: Aspergillus saccharolyticus JOP 1030-1
Lineage: Eukaryota; Fungi; Ascomycota; Eurotiomycetes; Eurotiales; Aspergillaceae
Exons: 2
Coding region: 1-888 (295 amino acids)
Source: RefSeq, a predicted model, not a curated record